Messenger RNA from Suillus discolor, 1128 nucleotides. RefSeq lists its product as uncharacterized. The record is from RefSeq and is a predicted model, not a curated record. NCBI's taxonomy places the organism in Eukaryota, Fungi, Basidiomycota, Agaricomycetes, Boletales, Suillaceae. The annotation marks the transcript as partial. The transcript is spliced from 14 exons.
AUGCCUACCAAAGCUAAUGUCACAACAUCAGCAAACAAAGGCUCCAGCAAGGGCUCCAGCAAGAUAUCCAGCAAGGCCCAUUCCAAGAUGCCUUCCAAGGUGUCUACAAAGAUCUCCACCAAGGUAUCUUCUAGCUCAAAGAUUCUUCUGCAGAAGAAGCAGCAACAGGAGAGCGAAGAAGACAGCGAAGAGGAGAGCGAAGACGCCCCCAUGGAAGUGGAGGAGCAGAACCAAGAGCAACAAGAUGUUGAAAUGAACGAGAACGAGGAGCAAGUGCAAGACAAAUCAGCAGAGGAAAAUGAAGAAUGCAGAGAGGAAGAACAUGCUGCAGAGCAACGAGAAGAUGCCACAGAUGGGGAGGAGGAUGAUGAUGAUGAUGAUGAGAAAGAAGAGGAGGAGGAGGAGAAGGAGGAGGAGGAGGAGGAGGAGGAGGAGGAGGAGGAGCAAGAACAGGAGAAUGAAGAGAAAGGCGCUACGACGUCGGCAGCGAAAGGCAAGACCAAAAAGGCAAAGUCAUCAAAGAAAGCAGCAGGGGAACAACGCUCUCUGCAGACCCAGCAGAUUCUUGAUGAUCUGCUGGUGGCGGAGCUUGGUUAUGGUCUUCUUCAUGUCGGAGGGACCAAGAACGACUUGGGCAAUGGUCCAGAGAUGAUCCGUCAGGUUUACAACUGCCGACCGAUCAAUAGCUCCAUCAUAAAGAAGAUCGACGCCAACCAGAUAGCUUCAGGACUGCUAAACUGCCACGCGUCCAAUGCAAUUUUCAUCGGAGUGAAGAAGGAGCAUGUCAGAGGCAACCUGGAGCCCCUGAAAUCUGGGCAAUACUCGAAUGUCAUUACUUGGUCGAGUGCGGCCAGAAAGCCGGGCGCCAAGAUGGUCUUAUACAACGGGUCGCACAGAUGUCAUUUCAUGGGCGAGCACUACGCACAAGAAUUUUACAACUACAACCAGGGCAUACAGGAGGCAGACAACGCUCGCAACACCCACGACAGCUCCAUUGGAGAGAGAAAGGUGGCAGACGCCAAAGCCAUCUUGGAGCCAAAGGCCAUCUGGCUCGCUCGCUUUUUUGACAUGGAUGCUAUCGAGGAGUCUCCAAACAAACUUCUCAUGCUUCAUGAGCUCACGGGCAAU